CUGCUGCAGUUGCGUCCAGCCGUCCGACACUGCGGAUCACACAGGGCUGUCUUUAUAUAGUGUCUCAGUGGGGGUCAAAAAAAUGGUGAACGCAACUACCGUGAAGACCAAGCCGUACACGGACCAGAAACCCGGCACCAGCGGCCUGAGGAAGAGAGUCACCGUGUUUCAGCAGAACCAGCACUAUGCGGAAAACUUCAUCCAGAGCAUAAUCGCUGUCAUCGAGCCUGACAAGCGGGCUGCUGCCACCGUGGUGGUGGGAGGAGAUGGGAGGUUUUUCAUGAAAGAUGCCAUUCAGUUGAUCGUCCAGAUUGCUGCAGGCAACGGGAUUGGACAUCUGGUGAUUGGUCAGAAUGGCAUCAUGUCCACCCCAGCAGUCUCCUGUGUGAUCCGCAAGAUUAAGGCCGUGGGGGGGAUCAUCCUCACAGCCAGCCACAACCCUGGUGGCCCCAAUGGAGAUUUUGGUAUCAAGUACAACAUCGCCAGUGGAGGCCCUGCUCCAGAGGGCAUCACAAACAAAAUAUAUGAUGUCAGCAAAAGCCUGCAGGAGUACCACAUCUGCCCCGAUCUGAAAGUGGAUCUGUCCAAGAUCGGCAAGCAGUCCUUUGAAGUGAACUCUAAGCCCUUCACAGUGGAGAUUGUGGACUCUGUUGAGGCCUACGCUGAGAUGCUGAGGGAAAUCUUCGACUUUGCUGCACUGAAGGAGCUUCUCUCAGGAGCCCAUCACAUUAAUGUCCGCUUGGAUGCUAUGCACGGAGUUGUUGGUCCUUAUGUUAAGAAGAUCGUCUGUGAAGAGCUGGGUUCUCCUGCCGACUCAGCCGUCAACUGUGUCCCCAAAGAAGACUUUGGAGGCCACCAUCCUGACCCCAACCUGACCUACGCUGCAGACCUGGUCAAAGCCAUGAAAGGAGGAGAAUAUGACUUUGGAGCUGCCUUUGAUGGUGAUGGUGACCGUAACAUGGUGCUGGGUAAACACGGAUUUUUCGUGAACCCCUCCGACUCAGUGGCUGUCAUCGCUGCCAACAUUAAGAGCAUCCCAUACUUCCAGAAGACUGGUGUGAAGGGAUUGGCUCGCAGUAUGCCCACAAGUGGAGCCUUGGACAAUGUGGCUAAAGCUCUGAAUAUGCAGCUGUAUGAGACUCCAACUGGCUGGAAGUUCUUUGGGAAUCUGAUGGAUGCUGGCAAACUCUCACUGUGUGGAGAGGAGAGUUUCGGCACUGGCUCAGACCACAUCCGUGAGAAGGACGGUUUGUGGGCAGUGCUUGCAUGGCUGUCAAUCUUAGCCCACAGGAAACAGAGCGUGGAAGAUAUCAUGAAGGAUCACUGGCAGAAGUUUGGCAGAAACUUCUUCACCAGGUAUGACUAUGAGGAGGUUGAAUCAGAUGCGGCCAACAAGAUGAUCAAGCAUCUGGAGACAAUAAUGUUCGACCCAGCCUUCAAAGGAAAGAAGUUGUCUUCAGGUGAAAAGACCUAUGAGGUGGCUAUCUCUGACAAUUUUGCCUACACAGACCCUGUGGACGCAAGUGUGUCCAAAAACCAGGGCCUGAGGAUCAUCUUCACUGAUGGUUCUAGGAUUAUUUUCCGUCUCAGCGGUACUGGCAGUGCAGGAGCAACCAUCAGGCUCUACAUUGACAGCUACGAGAAGGACCCCAAAAAGAUUUACCAGGACCCACAGGUUAUGCUGGCUCCCUUGGUAGACAUCGCUCUUAAGGUCUCUCAGCUCAAAGAGAACACUGGACGCACUGCACCCACUGUGAUCACAUGAUUCCUCUGCCACACUGCCUCACUCGCCCUCAGCAACUGGAUACCUCCGCUGUCUCGGGGGUGAAGUUUCCCUUGAAUGCUGUCUUUGCUUCAGUUCCUUUGCCCUCCUAAAAACAAAGCUGGAUGAAACACUGACACGGAAAAUACAGGUUGACUAGCAAGAAAAUACACAAGAAGCACUUGAUUUAUCUUUCACUGACAGUUAUCCACUGCCAUUAUCUGGUAUUGACUUUAAACGCAAGGAAGAAAGUCAUAAAUAAUUUAUCAUGGCGCUUUUAAAGUGACCUGCCUUACAUACAGACAUUGUCACAUUUGUAAAAAAAGAUUAGGCAUUUGCAAUUUCACAACUGUCUAAUAUCAAAACUGUCUUGAUAUUUUUAAGAUUAAAUUGAGUGUGUGUCAUGUAAUUUCUGGAGCCAUAUUCAACUGUGUCAUCAUCCAGAUGUGUUCUGCAAAUAUACCUUUUUAAAUUUAAAAAAAAAUACUGAACUGACUAUAAAUCAGCAAUUUGGGGCAACUUCACCUGUCUCCCUCCACUUGUCCCCUGCUGACAUGGUGCCUUCCCCUCCCUCUGUUAUCCAAAACCACCAAAAUAGCCUCUGUGAACCUGAACCAUGAAACCACAGUUCAAGUCGUGAGAACUAACACAUCCAUCAUGAAUAAAAGAAGCUUAAAAAAGAAACAA
Messenger RNA from Scomber scombrus (Atlantic mackerel), 2449 nucleotides. RefSeq names its product phosphoglucomutase 1 (gene pgm1). Gene Ontology annotation, cellular component: cytosol. The record is from RefSeq and is a predicted model, not a curated record. Gene Ontology annotation, molecular function: magnesium ion binding; phosphoglucomutase activity. The transcript has 11 exons. NCBI's taxonomy places the organism in Eukaryota, Metazoa, Chordata, Actinopteri, Scombriformes, Scombridae. Gene Ontology annotation, biological process: carbohydrate metabolic process. The coding region runs from base 83 to 1765 and encodes 560 amino acids.